AUGGCCCCGUCUAAGAAAACCAAAUCGAAGUCCCACUCGGCUGAGUCAACUCAGUCCCCGACCAAGUACCCAGCUUGCAUCCGCUCCGUAUCGCCUUCUUCCGUUGCCAUCUCGAUCCACGCCAAGCCUGGCUCCAGGCUCGCCACCAUCACCGACAUGAACGAUGAGGCGGUGGGAGUGCAGAUUGAUGCUCCAGCCAAAGACGGUGAAGCUAAUGCCGCGCUUCUCGAAUACAUUAGCUCAGUUAUUGGGGUAAAAAGAAGGCAAGUUUCAAUACGUUCUGGCUCAAAGUCGAGGGACAAGAUUGUGAUAGUAGAAGAGGUAGCAUUACAGAGUGUAUUUGACUCUUUGACUAAAGCUCUGCAAGGACAGUAA
Striga hermonthica is the source of this 375-nucleotide messenger RNA. Lineage: Eukaryota; Viridiplantae; Streptophyta; Magnoliopsida; Lamiales; Orobanchaceae. The record is from the annotation of a GenBank genome assembly.